UGGUGUGUGAAUAUGUUUAUGAUAUUUCAAAUAAAAACUAUCAAACUGUAACUGGCAUUUUGAAUAUGCAGCAUGGUAUGAUAAGCAUGAACCUUCUUCGGUUUUCUGAUUAGUAUGCUCCAGAACAUCCUUAGUAUAUAUACAUAUUAAUACAUCAUCUUCUAUCCAUCUCUCGCUUUAAGUUGAAGGCAAUGAAAACACCUACUUAUAAAUUACAAAAGAUGAAGGGUGUGACAAUUAAAAAAAGAGGUCAAGGUAAUAUCAUGAAGAGUGCUAGUAACAUUAGCUCUGAACUUUUUCGAAAGCAAAUUCACUCCUCUCUUGAUCUCAAUAAACCAGCACAAAUUGAAUUGCAAAAUCAAUAUAGUUUUGAGGUUGAAUCAGCAUUGGUGGACAUACAAAAAAGAAGUGUGAGUGAGUCAAUGGUGAAUGCCAAAGAGGAUCUACCCUCAUUUAUUGUGGUGGGAUGUAAGAUUUGCUGCAUGCUUGCUAUUGUUUCUGAAGCUGAUCCUAAAUGCCCAAGGUGUAAAAGUUAUAUAUGACGGUUGUAGACAAAUUUUAAGUGAAUCGUGCAAAAAUAUAAGGAAAAGUUUGAUUUAUUGUACUUUUCAAAUUAAGGAGCCGAUUUCUUAAAGAGAGCUUAUGUUCUAUCUAUUGUCCAUUGAAUGUUUGAACUUUAGUGUUUUAAUAGUUGUUGCCGUUGUAAUAAGAUGUUUUAUCAAGGCAUUAUCAACAAGAAUGACUGUGUAGUGUUUUACAGGAAUA
Messenger RNA from Cicer arietinum (chickpea), 765 nucleotides. The record is from RefSeq and is a predicted model, not a curated record. Lineage: Eukaryota; Viridiplantae; Streptophyta; Magnoliopsida; Fabales; Fabaceae.